AUGGCAUCACAAAUAUUCACCUCCUCUCCUAGCCUCAGAACUCCAUUGAAACAUGAAAAAAUCAUUGACACAUACACCAAACUGUGCAAUAAUUCAAACUGCAUCAUUAACACAGACACCCUCUUUCCUUUUACGUCAACUCCCUACUGGCAAUGGUCCCCUAAAAUAAAUACGCAACUCCUCCAUUUCAAAAAGGAUAGCACCUCUCACACAACUAUUAUAGCAAACUUUAAUGACAUUUUGCACACCGAAUUUCAAGAUUUUAAUCAUAUCUAUACCGAUGCCUCCAAAACCUCUGUCGGAGUAGGAUUCGCUUACUCUACAAGCCACUCCUCAAAACGAUUUAAGCUCCUCCCUGAAGCCAGCAUAUUCACAGCGGAAACCCAAGCUAUCAAAGAAGCCAUAAUGUUCGGAAAGUCAACAUUAUCAAAUAAAAUCUUAAUAAUCAGCGACUCCCUAAGUGCCCUUCUAGCAAUCGAAGCACCGAACCCCUCUAAUGAGAUAAUCUGUCAAAUACAUAAUAUCAUCACAUCGACCCAUAAAUCAAUCGAAUUCAUGUGGGUUCCCUCACAUACGGGCAUUCCUGGAAAUGAAAAAGUAGAUAUACUAGCAAACGAGGCAAUCACCUCGUCCUCAUCCUCAACCAUUACCACCCUCCCAUUCCAAGACGUCAAAAGAUGUAUAAAUAUACAUACUUCCAAUAUGUGGCAAACAUCCUGGGAUGAAAUACCAAUCACCAAUAAACUUAAAUCAAUUAAAAAGAAAAUCACUAAAUGGUACACUCAGCCCAAUGCCUCCAGACGAUCCGAAAUCAUCAAUACCAGAACAAGAAUCGGCCAUACCAAUCUCACCCACAUUCACAUCAUAAAACAUGAAGAACAACCUCUCUGUAGCCAAUGUAACGAACCACUCUCAAUCAAACAUAUAGUCUUAGACUGCCCGCUAUAUGUCAACGAAAGAAACAUCCUUAACCAACCAUCAACGAUGGAGGAAGCUCUAGGAGAACAUAACACGCACUUGAUCCAUACCUUCUUCAAAUCCAUCGGCAUUGACACAAAAAUUUAA
This is a messenger RNA of Macrosiphum euphorbiae (potato aphid), 1065 nucleotides long. The record is from the annotation of a GenBank genome assembly. Lineage: Eukaryota; Metazoa; Arthropoda; Insecta; Hemiptera; Aphididae.